AUGCCAGUGCGUGCUGUGACCACCAGGUUCAUGUACAAGGGACUUUGCACUAUUCCAGACAUCCUCACCUACCGGACUCCUGUCAUCCUGCCUGAGGAUGAGGUGGAAGAGAUUCGCGAGGCUUUCAAGGUAUUUGACCGAGAUGGGAACGGCUUUAUCUCGAAGCAGGAGCUGGGGACGGCCAUGCGCUCACUGGGCUACAUGCCCAAUGAGGUGGAGCUGGAGGUCAUCAUCCAAAGACUGGACAUGGAUGGUGACGGCCAGGUCGGCUUUGAAGAAUUUGUCACUUUACUCGGACCUAAGAUCUCCUCUGCUGGAAUGCCCGAUAAGUUCCACGGGGCUGACUUUGAUUCAGUGUUUUGGAAGUGCGACAUGCAGAAACUGACGGUGGACGAGCUGAAGAGACUUCUGUACGACACCUUUCGUGACCACCUCACUAUGAAAGACAUCGAGAACAUCAUCAUCACUGAGGAGAGCCACCUGAACAGCCCAGAGUCCCACGUGGACAUUGACACAAGCCCAACGCAACAGGAAAAACACACGUGUGUGCGCAAAAGCCUGAUUUGUGCCUUCGCCAUCGCUUUCAUCAUCAGCGUUAUGCUCAUCGCAGCCAAUCAGAUGCUCCGCAGAGGGAUGAAGUGA
Molecule: messenger RNA, 642 nt
Organism: Limanda limanda (common dab)
Lineage: Eukaryota; Metazoa; Chordata; Actinopteri; Pleuronectiformes; Pleuronectidae
Gene: cabp7b
Product: calcium binding protein 7b
Exons: 5
Coding region: 1-642 (213 amino acids)
Molecular function (GO): calcium ion binding
Source: RefSeq, a predicted model, not a curated record